AUGGAAAGACGAGUGAUUGUAACGACGCUCAGCUUGUCUCUGAGCAUCCUCUCUCUGGUUCUUCUGGUCACCGCUAUUUUCACGGAUCAUUGGUAUGAAACGGACACUAGGCGACACAAAGAGAACUGCGAUCAGUAUGGCUCUGACUACAACGACCAGAAGAACAGAGAUAUGCCCAUUUAUCACCUGCCGCUCGUGGACAGCGGCAACCCUCGGCGCAACCUCGCGCUCAUGAAACCUAUCCAUGUCGGGAGCAGAGAGGAGGAACUGUUGGAGAACUGGAGGGCGAUAUUGGGGAUGGGGAUCCUGGAGACGGAGUGCGGGAGACCGCUGUUCUCGACAUAUUCUGGCCUGUGGCGGAAAUGCUACUUUCAAGGUGUCGACCGUGAUAUCGACCAACUCGUAUCCAAAGGUAUUGCAGACAGGUGCACCACGGUCAAGUAUCACUUCUCUCAGCCCAUCCGGCUCCGCAACAUCCCCCUGAACCUCACCAGGACCAUCCAGCAGGACGAGUGGCACCUGCUGCAUCUGCGGCGCAUCACGGCGGGGUUCCUGGGGAUGGCGGCGGCCGUGCUGCUGUGCGGGAGCAUCGUCGCCACCGUCGGAUUCUUCUGGGAGGAGAGUCUCACCCAACACGUCUCGGGACUCCUCUUCCUCAUGGCAGGGAUCUUCUGCACCAUCUCCUUGUGUACGUACGCCGCCAGCGUCUCCUACGAGCUCUCCCGUAACCCUCCCUUCAUCUACGGUCUGCCGGGCGAUGUGGAGCACGGCUACAGCUGGUCCAUCUUCUGUGCCUGGGUCAGCCUGGGCCUCAGUGUGACCUCCGGCUGCAUCUGCACCGCGUACCCCUUCCUGAGUCGCGCCAAGAGCCUGCGCUCCAAAACCGCACGCCAGUCCUCCGUAUGA
This is a messenger RNA of Engraulis encrasicolus (European anchovy), 906 nucleotides long. RefSeq names its product transmembrane protein 178a (gene tmem178a). Bases 1 to 906 code for a protein of 301 amino acids. The transcript has 4 exons. Gene Ontology annotation, biological process: regulation of cytosolic calcium ion concentration; negative regulation of osteoclast differentiation. Lineage: Eukaryota; Metazoa; Chordata; Actinopteri; Clupeiformes; Engraulidae. Gene Ontology annotation, cellular component: endoplasmic reticulum membrane. The record is from RefSeq and is a predicted model, not a curated record.